Molecule: messenger RNA, 491 nt
Organism: Puccinia graminis f. sp. tritici CRL 75-36-700-3
Lineage: Eukaryota; Fungi; Basidiomycota; Pucciniomycetes; Pucciniales; Pucciniaceae
Exons: 3
Coding region: 110-439 (109 amino acids)
Source: RefSeq, a predicted model, not a curated record
CAAACAACAGACUCUACCGUCAAUCACUCUCAUCAACAUCAUAAGCCUAGCAGUAGGACAGUACUUUGGUAAACUUAUCUCGACAUCGUCAUCUUUCCCCACUCGACAGAUGAAUUUCGCAAUCAGCUUGUUGGCAGCUUUAUUGCUGGCCAUUUCCGCUCAAAGCCGAGGCACCCCUGGUACUGAUCCUAACAAACCGUUUACAUGUGCGUCGGACCCAUCGCGUCCAACGGGUAUCUGUAUUGCCAAGGCAAGUCAGAAUGAAUAUUAUGUCCACAGAGCCGAUCUAGAAACUGUUUAUUCGUGUGCAAACCAAUCAAUCAAAAACAAGCCAGUGACGGGAACUCUCUGCUGUUUUGAAAAUUAUGGUGGCGUGAAUCAACCACAGCCCACGAGCGCCAAUGCUCUACUUACCAGCUGCAUAGCACCUGAUCCAUGAUGUGUGGAGCUGGCUGUUUUUGUCGAAAGCGUUCCCAUUGAUGAGGUGUCUU